UAAAGUAGAAGGAAAAUGAUAGCCCCAGUAAGAACACACACAAAUAAAUACUUCCAGAAGGAUCCUCCCCUAUUGACAUUAACAUCCUCGAAAACGUUGUUUGGAGCUGUUUCUUUCUCAGCUGUUCCAGCUUCUUUUGCUUCAUCUCCUUAGACCAAACCGAUCACCAUUUCUCUCCACACUGGCACACUCCAGAUUGGGAACUUUGAGUGAAUGCAAGUUCUAAGGCCUGCCCGCCUGCCAUAUACCUCUACUCCUCUAGGGAAGACUCUCUGUGAUGGAUCUAAAACCUGCCAAUAGUGUGGAGAAUAAAGGUAUCGAGCAAGGGAUCAAGGAUGAGCUGUGGCCGCUUGAUGAAAUAGAUCCAAAGAACGCAAAGUUCCCGUGUUGUUUGGUUUGGACACCCCUCCCGGUGGUCUCGUGGUUGGCUCCUUUCAUUGGUCAUGUUGGAUUGUGCAGGGAGGAUGGCGCUGUAAUAAACUUUUCGGGAUCCAGCUUUGUCAAUGUUAAUGAUUUUCCAUAUGGUGCUGUGGCUAAAUACCUUCAACUAGACAGAGAGCAGUGCUGUUUUCCUCCAAACCUCGCUGGGCAUUCGUGCACACAACGCUAUAAACAUGCCGAGUUUGGAACUGCGAUUAGUUGGGAUGAUGCCAUCCACUCCAGUAUCCGCCACUUUGAGCAUAGAUCGUUCAAUCUAUUCACGUGCAACAGCCACUCGUUUGCUGCAAACUGCUUGAACAGGAUGAGCUACGGUGGGUCAAUGGAUUGGAACAUGAUUAACAUUGCAGCUCUUAUAUUGCUCAAGGGGCACUGGGUCGACGGCCUUUCCAUCUUGAGGUCAUUUUUCCCUUUCGUGUUUGUACUAUCCCUGGGUAUUUUAAUGGUGGGAUGGCCCUUUUUCAUCGCCCUGUUUUCAUUUUCGCUGCUCAUUCUUGGAUGGUUUCUUGUGGGUACAUACUUUGUCAAAAACCUUUUGGAAUGCUAAAAUCUUGUGUCUUCUAACAAUUAUGUCAAGAUUAUACUGAGGAAAACCCCAACUUGUAAUCCCCUUGCUGAAACAACAAAAAUUACUCUCAAGUGGUACCAUACAAAUGCUGAACUCAGAAAUCUCUUAUCAUCAUCAGCACUUAGGAAAAUUUGCAUUUUUUUAAUCCCUGGUUAUUAACUUUGUAUAUGUAGUUUUUAGAUGUGUUAUAAUAUUGUGUUUUGAGUUCUUAGAUGUUA
This is a messenger RNA of Ipomoea nil (Japanese morning glory), 1224 nucleotides long. Its product is annotated as protein REVERSION-TO-ETHYLENE SENSITIVITY1-like. Bases 278 to 985 code for a protein of 235 amino acids. Gene Ontology annotation, cellular component: endoplasmic reticulum; Golgi apparatus. NCBI's taxonomy places the organism in Eukaryota, Viridiplantae, Streptophyta, Magnoliopsida, Solanales, Convolvulaceae. The transcript is spliced from 3 exons. The record is from RefSeq and is a predicted model, not a curated record. Gene Ontology annotation, biological process: regulation of ethylene-activated signaling pathway; response to ethylene.